AUGCAAAGAUUCAUUUUCAAGGGGAAUAGCAAGCAUUUACCAGUGCAUGUAGUUAGUGCCUCAUCCGUUGCAAAAAAAAGACUUCAAGAUUAUCUGAAAGUUCUUCAAGAUCCUGAGAAGAUUCUUCAAGAUUUUCUGCUUGUAUACGAGACAGUUCAGACGAAGACACGUUGCCAGUGCUGGAUGGCGUUCACGUGGAUAUCGGCAGCCAUGAUGUGUUGUCCCCCUCUGCUCGGAUUCAAUCAGCCCAAAUUCGAUCAUGACGCUCUAGUCUGUAUGCUCGACUGGCAAGACAUGGCUGCUUAUGCUACCACACUCGCUAUACUGGUGCUAGGUCCCAGCCUUAUAACGAUAGUGUACACUUACGGCUACAUCUUCGGCAUGAUGCGUAAACUGCGCCAGGGCGCACCCAUUCAUGACAAGGAGUACGCGACUGCUCUGUCUGAGAACCUGGCCAACCCCAGCCAUGUCAUGUCAUUCGUGCUAGUCUUCACCUUCUGGUUGGCCUGGCUACCCUUCAUCCUACUCAGGCUCUACGAACACUGGUCAGGUCACCGCAUCAACCUCGCCCACCUGCAUUUCGCCGUGUUCUGGUUGGGCAUCUUCAACUCGACACUGAAACUCGUCAUCCUUGUCUGCCUCAGUCCACAGUUCCGCCUCAUGUUGCGCUGUCUCUGUCUAUCACUCUGCUGUCGAUCCUCCAAGAGUCGACUGCUGCAGAUGCAGCUCAUUGGAAUGGAUGCCGACGAUUAGGUAUCGAAUCAAUAUUCAAAUUAAUCAAAUCAAAUUGAACAGAUGUCAUCGAAAACAACGUCAAAAAGUCACUAAUAUUGUAAAGUGAGGCCCACGUUAUAAUGGCAGUGUUUGAUUAGCAAUGGUGUUGCUAUCCUUGUCUAUCAGUCAACAAAGCGGAUAGCACUAUCUUUCUCUCUCUGAAUUAAUGAAAUUAACGUUUUGG
Molecule: messenger RNA, 958 nt
Organism: Nilaparvata lugens (brown planthopper)
Lineage: Eukaryota; Metazoa; Arthropoda; Insecta; Hemiptera; Delphacidae
Product: opsin-3
Exons: 5
Coding region: 1-753 (250 amino acids)
Biological process (GO): G protein-coupled receptor signaling pathway
Cellular component (GO): membrane
Molecular function (GO): G protein-coupled receptor activity; peptide binding
Source: RefSeq, a predicted model, not a curated record